Molecule: messenger RNA, 1529 nt
Organism: Aspergillus steynii IBT 23096
Lineage: Eukaryota; Fungi; Ascomycota; Eurotiomycetes; Eurotiales; Aspergillaceae
Product: sugar porter family MFS transporter
Exons: 3
Coding region: 6-1466 (486 amino acids)
Biological process (GO): transmembrane transport; carbohydrate transport
Cellular component (GO): membrane
Molecular function (GO): carbohydrate:proton symporter activity
Source: RefSeq, a predicted model, not a curated record
AAUCCAUGUCGGACGCGUCCCAGAACCUCGUGAGCGCCAACAUCGUGUCUCUGUACCAGGCCGGGGCCUUCUUCGGGGCCUUCUUCGCCUACCCCAUCGGUCAUUUCUGGGGUAGGAAGUGGGGUUUGAUGUCGGCUGGUCUUAUCUUCACUCUGGGGGCGGGUCUGAUGCUGGGAGCCAACGGCGACCGGGGAUUGGGCUUGAUCUACGGGGGUCGCGUGCUGGCCGGUCUGGGGGUGGGUGCCGGUUCCAACAUCACGCCAAUCUACAUCUCGGAGCUGUCUCCGCCGGCCAUUCGAGGUCGCUUGGUCGGAGUUUACGAGCUGGGGUGGCAGAUCGGUGGUCUGGUUGGUUUUUGGAUCUGCUACGGUGUCGACGAGACAUUGCCACCGAGCCACAAGCAGUGGAUCAUCCCGUUUGCUGUGCAGCUGAUCCCCUCGGGUCUUCUACUGAUCGGUGCCAUGCUGAUCAAGGAAUCUCCGCGGUGGCUGUUCCUACGAGGCCGCCGCGAGGAGGCCAUCCAGAACCUCAGCUGGAUUCGGCAGCUUCCCGAGGAUCACAUCUACAUGAUUGAGGAGAUCGGCGCCAUUGACCAGUCUCUGGAGCACCAGCGGUCGACCAUCGGCCUCGGGUUCUGGAAGCCAUUCAAGGCGGCGUGGACGAACAAGAAGAUCCUGUACCGUCUCUUCUUGGGAAGCAUGCUGUUCCUCUGGCAGAACGGCUCUGGAAUCAACGCCAUCAACUAUUACAGUCCGACGGUGUUCAAGAGCAUCGGUCUGCGGGGAUCGAACACCAGCCUGUUCACCACGGGCAUUUUCGGCGUGGUCAAGACGGUGGUCACCUUUGUCUGGCUGCUCUGGUUGAUUGACCACGUCGGUCGCCGGCUGCUUCUGCUGGUCGGCGCUGCGGGUGGCUCGAUCUGCCUGUGGAUUGUAGGCGCGUACAUCAAGAUCGCCAAGCCGUCGGAACGCGACAACCAGCAGAUGGACGGCGGCGGCAUCAUGGCGAUGUUUUUCUUCUAUCUGUGGACCGUCUUUUACACCCCUUCGUGGAACGGCACUCCAUGGGUGAUCAACUCGGAAAUGUUUGACCCCAACGUGCGAUCUCUCGCUCAGGCCUGCGCCGCCGGGUCCAACUGGCUCUGGAACUUUUUGAUCUCUCGAUUCACCCCGCAGAUGUUCGCCAAGAUGGACUACGGGGUGUACUUCUUCUUUGCGUCUCUGAUGAUUCUGUCCAUCAUUUUCGUGUAUCUGUUGAUUCCCGAGACGAAGGGAAUUCCGCUGGAGAGUAUGGACUCGCUGUUCGAGCACAAGCCCAUCUGGCGCGCCCAUGAGAGGGUGCUGGCGCAGAUUCGCGAGGAUGAGGAGCGCUUUCGACGGGACUUGGAGGAGUCUGGGUUCACGAAGCGAGACACGGAGCAGGUAGAGGAGGCGGACGGAUCGGUGGAGUCGAAGGUGUACGGAUGAUGGGUAUAAAUGGUGGAUGGCUGUAUAAGUCGAUAAUCGAGUCGUUUUCAGAACCGAAUUCAG